Messenger RNA from Racocetra fulgida, 871 nucleotides. The record is from the annotation of a GenBank genome assembly. Lineage: Eukaryota; Fungi; Glomeromycota; Glomeromycetes; Diversisporales; Gigasporaceae.
AUGUACAAUUCCAAUCCUAAGGACUUGAGUAUUUUAAACUUCCUUAAUUAUCUGAAAGAUAAAUUGGUAUUCACAUCAGAUAGCAAACAAGAAAUCCAGGAUGCACUUAAAAGAACGCUCGAGAGUGCUAUUGAUUCAUCUAUUAUACAAUCUGGAAUAAAGAAACAGUUUAAAAAAUUGUUAGAUAAUAUCAGUGAUACUUUUGAAAGAAAGGAAAUUAUUGAGUUUUUCGCGGAAUUGGACAAGGAGUUUGAGGCAAUGUCUUUUAAUAAGUAUAGUUCUGAACUACUACAAAAGUCUGGUAAUUUACAUACAUUAAGAUUAGCCUCUUAUUAUAUGACAACGUCUGCUGAAUUUGAUAAAAAUGGAGAAUCAUCUUCUUAUCAUGUUUCAAGAAAAAGACGAGAAGUUGAUUUUGAUGAGGAGCAAACAAUAAAGAAGCAAUAUCAAGAUAGAUAUACUACGCCACCUCCACUUAAUAAAAAUGAGCAAGAUGCAGAUUUUGUUUUUGAACCUGAUAAGCUUAAUCUGUAUUACCAGGAGCUGUCAUUAACUUCAUUAAAUUCAGCUGUCGAAAGGCCUGUUAAUAGUGAAGAUUCGAUAAAUGUUGAAGUCCCAAUCUCCAAGCGACCACAAGAGGCAGUUGCUUCUAAGAGUAUUAAAAAUGAGUUGGUUGAGGAACAUAUCUCUCAGGAAGAUUUGUUAAACUCAAUGAACGAAACAUCAAAUACAUUCAAACAAAUCGAGUUCUUAACAUAUUAUAAUAAACUAAAAACCAUAUGGGAUGCUUGUAUUACUGAAAUGAAUUAUUUUGUGUUAGAUUUAAGAGACAAAGAAAUUUUAAAUCAAGUGCACAAUCUUUUAGAUGAUU